AUGCCCCGGCUUGUACGCCGCCGACCGUUGGGGCAACGUAUCAAAUCCUACUUGAAUCCGCUGGACUUUUUGCUGUGGCUGUCGGAAGAAAUCGAUGCUAAUGAUUGGGAUCAGCUUGAGAAGAACUGGUCGAUUACCCUGGGUGUGAUUUUGAAUAUUGUGUUCCUGGUCGCGAGAGCCAACAGUCAGUCGAGUGGCAGUCGCACUGUCGACGAUGUCUUUGGCGAUGACGAGGGUGCGCCUUGGAUGAGCUGGCUUGCCUCCUUUGUUGUUCAUUUGCUCGUAUGCUUCGUCGGAUUUAACACUUUCUACACUUUCUACCGCAAGCGACACUAUCGCAUGUUCGAAGCCUCGAUCGACCAAGCUCCUGCGACACCGUCCGCUCAUCGUGUGCGCGUCGAUUCUACUCCUGUGUCAGCUUCGCCCCUACGAUUCUUUGCCCAGGCCAUCACCGGUUCCGCACAGUCGAGAGCACACCCGAAUGCGCAGUGCGAUGUCUGGGAACUUGCGGUCUGGGAUCCCCUACCGAUCUGUGUGCGCCUAUUUUGUCUCUUCAGCCCCGCGCAUGUCCUCGUAUACUGGCUUUUCCUACCUACCCAGCUAUCUGACCCUCGGCCGAGUGUGACGAUUGUGACGACCAUCCUCCUCACCACCUUGCUGUCGCUGCAAAUGAGCUUCUUGUCGUCCUCAUUCACUCAGCAAGCGAAGGACUCCGCGCUGGUACACAAGGAGGUGAUGAAAGAGUAUGAUGUUAAAUAUGUGCACCCCCGAACCCAGCCUUUGAUGCGAGAUGUCGCCACGCAGUUCUCGGAGGCAGAAGCUACCAAGUCUGGCUCGGAUGCCAAAAGCAACAAAGUCGAUACCUUUACUCCAACCUUUAUCAUCCAGCGGGGAUUCAAAACCAGUCCCAACCCCAACUAUGUCAGCCAUGUCGACCCUGAGGGACUGUCUUCGGGGCGUCAGUCGAUGGCCGCCACGCCCUCCGCAUCUUCAAAUUAUCAAGCCUCGUUUCAAACCCCCAGUCACCUACGGGACGCCUCGCCGGUUGUCCGAAAGCCUAUAUCUGCAAUUCGCCAACCUCAAUUUCGCAAAACUCCCUCGGCGACCGGCGACGGUGGUAGUCUCGGUAUCUAUUCACAUGCCAACUCGCCUCUGAGGAAGUCCACUUCCACUUCGACGAAUUUCGAUCGUCGACCUCCAAGCACCGGAGAUUUCUUCUACAAGGACCGAGGUGCUAGUCCAAUUAAGAGGCAAUCCAGUCCGCUCAAAAAGAGCAACGUGCCGGGUGGGAGUCCACUUGCGCCGACACCGAGACGGGGUCAACUUGAUUCUCGCCGCGACACAGGAUACUUCUAG
Aspergillus affinis is the source of this 1356-nucleotide messenger RNA. RefSeq names its product Nur1/Mug154 family protein. Gene Ontology annotation, biological process: regulation of exit from mitosis; maintenance of rDNA. The coding region runs from base 1 to 1356 and encodes 451 amino acids. The transcript is spliced from 2 exons. The record is from RefSeq and is a predicted model, not a curated record. Lineage: Eukaryota; Fungi; Ascomycota; Eurotiomycetes; Eurotiales; Aspergillaceae.